AUGAAGCUGCUGGAGACGAAGAGGCACAUGAGGGCCCCGCCAAUAAGCAGCCCGAAGAAGAGGGAGGACAAAAUAAAGUCGCUGCGGGAGGAAUAUGAGAGGAGGGCCCACGAGGAGGGCAGCGAUGAAGAAGCGGGGGCAGAAUCGGGGACAGACGCAGACACCGAAUCGGGGGCAGACACAGAAUCGGAAUCGGAGGCAGAGACAAAAUCGGAGGAGGAAAGCAAAUUAAAGGCGAAGGAGGAAAGCAAAUUAAAGGCGAAGGAGGAAAGCAAAAUAAGGGCGGAGGAGGAAGGCAAAUUAGAAGCGGAGGAGGAAAGCAAAAUAGAGGCGGAACUGCAACACGAAAACCCACUGACAGAGGAGCUGACUGAGCAGCAGUUUGACAGAAUGGUGGGGAAGCUACGGGGCUACAUAGAAACGAAAGAUAUGUAUGCCCUCUGGAAUUAUGUGCACACAAAUGGGAAGAAAAAAUACCUGAGUUUGAAAGAGGAGCUGUGGAAAGACUGCGAAAAUAUGUGCAUAAAAUAUAACAUCCCAGAGGAAUUUACAAUAAAGGAAUGGAGAAAGGCAUAUUUGCAUCUGAAGGAUGAGCUACUGAAAAAGGAAAGAGACGAUUAUAUGGAUUUAAAAGUCUUUAUUGAUGCUGGAUUGAACCUUCGUUGGGAAUUUAUUGCUUUUAUAAUUGACAAAUAUGAAUCUUGGGAUGUCUUCAUAGACACUGCCAUGGACAAUUGGAAGAAGUCACUCUCCAAAAUUUUCGAGAAAUAUGUGGAGGAUGCUCAGGAGAAGGAAAUAGAGAGGAACCCCAAGACUGGCGCUAAGGUUUCCUCCAUUAGCAAGUACAAUGAGGAGACGGAAAUUAUGGUCAGCGAGAUUUUGCUUUGA
Plasmodium vivax (malaria parasite P. vivax) is the source of this 888-nucleotide messenger RNA. Its product is annotated as Phist protein (Pf-fam-b). The record is from RefSeq and is a predicted model, not a curated record. The transcript has a single exon. Lineage: Eukaryota; Apicomplexa; Aconoidasida; Haemosporida; Plasmodiidae. Bases 1 to 888 code for a protein of 295 amino acids.